GCAGCUCAGCUGGAUUUUCAGGCUGGUUCACUGUCGUUUCACACCUCAAAGAUCAGCUGAUUCGCCUUCAGAGGGUUAAAAUGAAAAGGAACAGCGUUUAUAGGUUUUUAUCAGUCUUCUCUUGUCUGCUUGUGUGCGUUUUCCUUUUCUUUUGGGGUUUUGCCUUUUAUUCGAUGGUUUUGGCACCAUAAGACUCUUAUUGGACUCUUUCAGAAACAACACAAGAGAACGCGACACACACUUAAACAAUUGAACGACUAAUCAACGUGAUUUAACUAUAUUUGCACAUCGUUUAUGAUCGCGUUUAUAAUUAAACACCAUUAUAGUAAACGCGCGGGUGUGUGUGUGUGCUAACACCGUUAACUCUGACAGCAUUUGUAAAGAUGUCAACACGUUGAAGACAGCAUUUCUAAUUCGAAAAUUAGUUCAAAGAAAACUUCACCACGUCUUUAGUUCUGUAGCUUAAUCGCUUAUUUAAUUAUUUGCGAAACGAUAGCUGUUCAUAUUCCAAAACAAAACAACUGCGCAUGCGUGAAGCAUGCCUGUGGUCACAUGACGCCAACAAGGAAGUGUUUGACUGUGUGUGAGUACCCCUAACAUCAUCUCGAUGGCUGAAUCCAGUCUGAAGCUUCAGUUCGCUCCAUUCUGCAGUGCUCUGGAGGCCGGAUUCUGGCAUCAGCUCACACAAAAGAAACUCAAUGAGUACCGCUUAGACGAAAGUCCUAAAAGCAUCAAGGGAUAUUACUAUAACGGUGAUGCUGUUGGUCUGCCGGCGCGCUUGACACUGGAGUUCAGUGCAUUCGAUGCGGAUGGACCCACGCCGGCGCGCUGCUGUCCCGCAUCAGGAACUCUGUACAACACAAACACACUCGAAGCCUUCAAAUCCACCGACAAAAAAGCCCUGCUGGACAAAGCAGCCAAUGAGAUCUGGAGCGCUAUUCAGUCCGGCGCUGCUCUCGAAGACUCUUCAGUCCUCAACAGAUUCAUCCUCUUGACAUUUGCGGAUCUGAAGAAAUAUCACUUCUAUUAUUGGUUCUGCUUUCCUGCGCUCUGCUUUGUGGAGGGCGUCCAGCUGCUGCGCGCGCCGCUGUCAUUAGAGCAGCGUUUCUCUGACAAACAGAUAUUGAGUUUGCAAUCGGCGUAUGAUAAUCUCUGUGCCUCAAGCGGAACGACGGCAGUCCCACAUUUUUUGCUGAAAUACUCUGAGGAAAGUGUUGAAGUGGCUCAUCUGAAAGACCUGAACUCCUUCUUCCCGGACCUAAAGAAGGUGGCUGUGGGUGUGUACGACCCAUGCACGCUGCCUCAGCAUCCCGGAUGGCCUCUCAGAAACCUCCUCGUCCUCCUCGCUAAAAAGUGGGCUUCACAGCUGGAUGUUGUGGAGGUUCUGUGCUUCAGAGACCGAACUCUCCAAGGCAUUCGCUCCGUCCAGCACAGCAUCAUCUUUCAGCUCAGACUCUCAGACCUAGGGCCUUCUGCAGUGUGUCCGAAGAGUGUGGGCUGGGAGAAAAAUGCUAAAGGAGCGAUGGGACCCAGAAGUGUUAAUCUUAGUGAAUGUAUGGACCCCAAGAGGCUGGCGGAGUCAUCUGUGGACCUGAACCUGAAGCUGAUGCGCUGGAGGCUGGUACCGGCUCUGGAUCUGGAGAAAGUGGUGUCCACGAGGUGUUUACUGCUGGGAGCCGGAACACUGGGCUGCAAUGUGGCCAGAACACUGAUGGGCUGGGGUGUGCGGCACAUCACAUUUGUGGACAAUGCAAAGAUCUCGUACUCGAACCCAGUGCGGCAGCCGCUCUACGAGUUUGAAGACUGUCUGAGUGGAGGAAAGGCCAAAGCACUCGCCGCCGUGGACAGACUGAAGAAGAUCUUUCCUGGAGUGAAUGCAGAAGGCUUCAACAUGAGCAUCCCGAUGCCCGGACACCCGGUCAACUUCUCAGAUCUGACCGUAGCUCAAGCGCAGCAGGACGUGGAGCAGCUAAAAAGACUCAUUUCUGAACACGACGUGGUGUUUCUGCUGAUGGACACGAGAGAGAGUCGCUGGCUGCCCACCGUCAUCGCUGCCAGCCAGAGAAAGUUAAUAGUAAACGCUGCUCUAGGAUUCGACACAUUUGUGGUAAUGAGACACGGCCUGAAGAAACCCAGAGAGUCUGAAGAGUCCAGUCCGAUGUCUGCCUCUUCCAACUCCUCAUCUUCCAACACACCGGCCGCCACUGUUACUGCAGGAUCCUCUCUGUUCUCCAACAUCCCUGGUCACCGCCUCGGCUGCUACUUCUGCAAUGAUGUGGUGGCUCCUGGAGACUCCACCAGAGACCGGACUCUGGACCAGCAGUGUACAGUGAGCCGCCCGGGUCUGGCCAUGAUUGCUGGAGCUCUGGCUGUGGAGCUGAUGGUGUCUGUACUGCAGCAUCCAGAAGGGGGUUACGCAGUGGCCAGCAGCAGUGACGACCGCAUGAAUGAACCGCCGACCUCUCUGGGUCUCGUCCCUCAUCAGAUUCGAGGAUUCCUGUCCAGAUUUGACAACGUUCUGCCUGCCAGUUUGGCCUUCGACAAAUGCACCGCAUGUUCACCCAUAGUUCUUGAAAACUAUGAGCGAGAAGGUUUCCAGUUUCUAGCGAAGGUCUUCAACUCGUCCCAUUCUUUCCUGGAGGAUCUGACCGGCUUAACUUUACUCCAUCAGGAGACGCAGGCUGCUGAGAUCUGGGACAUGAGUGACGACGAGAGCAUCUGAACAUCUUCAUCUGUGCGUUCACAUGCAGAGACAGCUCAGAGACUGCUGGAAGUGUUGAUGUGAAGCUUCAUGUUAUACCUGUGAGUCUCCAUCAGAAACACUGACGCUCUGUAUUAAACAUCUGAAUAUAUAUAUAUACACACACACACACACACAUGUAUUACUCUGUUGGUCAUUUGCAGCACUCCCCAGUUUCAUUCCACAGACGUCAUUUUGAUGCAUUUUCCAAACACAGAUGAUUAGUUUUAUAUAUCUUUAAUGAAAGCUAAGACUGUUUAAUUCCAGCAAAACCCUUAAACAUUCAUGAAGACAUCCUAACAGCAAUUAUUGUCAAACAUGUGCUUCAAAUGCUUUCAUAUUAAGAUCUACGCUGUAAAAACAGAGCUUCUCUGAGAGUUUAGUCUUGUUUUUAGUCCUUCAAUCAAGAAGCUUUAUCUUCAUAUGGGCUUGUUUUUGAGUCUAAAUGAAGCGAGUUUUUCCUUUAAACAUGUCAAAUAAUCAGCCAACGCUGGUAAAUGAAGUAAACUAGUUUCUGUUUAGCGGUAACAUUAUUUUACUCGCCUCUUUAGGAGAUUAUUUGACUUGUUUUAAAGAAAAACUCAAUUCAUUUUGACAGAUUUUCAAUAAUUGAUUAUUUUUUUUGCUCGUCUAGAAAAUGCUUCAGGAAACAAGACUAACUCUGCGUAAGAAAAGCGUUUUUGCAGUGCAAGUGAAGCUUUUAUUAAGUGUAUUUAUGAACGUGAAUCAUCAUACUCGGGGUGCAACUCUUAGACAAAUGUCAGAUUCUCUAAAACACUGAAUAUCACUGACCUGUAAUGACCAUAACAAACAACAACAUGCUGAUGUAAGAGUGUGUGUAUACACUGUCUGCUUUCUGAUCAUAAAAGUGAACGCUUCACACA
Messenger RNA from Danio aesculapii, 3624 nucleotides. RefSeq names its product ATG7 autophagy related 7 homolog (S. cerevisiae) (gene atg7). Bases 608 to 2722 code for a protein of 704 amino acids. Gene Ontology annotation, cellular component: cytoplasm; phagophore assembly site. Gene Ontology annotation, molecular function: Atg12 activating enzyme activity; Atg8 activating enzyme activity. The record is from RefSeq and is a predicted model, not a curated record. Lineage: Eukaryota; Metazoa; Chordata; Actinopteri; Cypriniformes; Danionidae. Gene Ontology annotation, biological process: cellular response to nitrogen starvation; protein modification by small protein conjugation; piecemeal microautophagy of the nucleus. The transcript has 20 exons.